CCACUGCUCUCCCUCGUUCUUCCAUCUUCAUCUUGGUCCUACUUUUCUGGCGGCAUCAUGAGGUUUGGGACUUUCAUCGCAGCGGUGCUAUCUAUUGGCACCGCGCUGGCAUCCAAUGUGCUUGAACUCACCCCGGACAACUUCGACGAGGUGAUUGGCAAGGGCAAACCCGCACUGGUUGAAUUCUUCGCGCCAUGGUGUGGCCACUGCAAGAACCUUGCACCCACAUAUGAACAGCUUGCGGAUGCGUUCGCGCAUCAGAAGGGCAAGGUUAUCAUUGCCAAGGUCGACGCGGAUGGUGUCGGACGACCACUCGGCCAGAAGUACGGCGUGACUGGCUUCCCCACCCUGAAAUGGUUCAACGCUGACGGCACCGACGAGAGCUAUGACGGAGGACGUGAACUUGAGACUUUGGCCGACUUCGUCUCCACAAAGUCCGGCGUGAAAUCGAACAUCAGGCCGCCUGCCCCUCCGGCGUACCAGAUCCUAGAUAUACACUCCUUUGACGAGGUUGCUCUGAACCCGGAGAAGGCCGCUAUUGUCGCGUUCACCGCUCCUUGGUGCGGUCACUGCAAGCGUCUGAAGCCCAUCUACGAGGAAGUCGCUAAGGACUUCUCCAACGAGCCUCACUGUCUUGUCAUCAACGUCGACGCCGACGCGCAAAGCAACAAGCCCCUCGCUCAGAAGUACGGUGUCAAGAGCUACCCUACGAUCAAGUUCUUCCCCAAGGGUGCCAAGGACGAGCCCAUUGACUACGAGGGCGCUCGUACUGAGGAGGCGUUCGUCGAGUACCUCAACGAGAAGUGUGGUACUCACCGUACUGUCGGCGGUCUUCUGAACGACAAGGCCGGCCGCCUUGAGCAGCUCGACGCCCUCGCGGCAAAGUUCUACGAGGAGUCGGCGUCGGCUCGCCAAGCGCUCCUCAAAGAGGCUAGCGACCUUGCCGCUACCCUCGGUGCCGGAGCGAAACACUACCUCCGCGUGAUGGAGAAGGUCGUCAAUGGUAGUGAGGAAUAUCUUCAGAAGGAGUCGACUCGUCUUGCGUCGAUCCUCCAGAAGCGUACGCUCUCCCCAGGCAAGCUCGAUGAGAUUAAGAUCAAGGCUAACAUCCUUGGUGCUUUCCGUCCGGCGACGAUCGAGGAGGCAACGGCCGAGGAUGAGCACUCCCGCGACGAGUUGUAGAGGAAGUAGCCAUGACAGUGUUACGUCCCCCUGUCUCGACUAAGUUAUGAUCAACAUUUCCAUGCUUUGUUUCAUUU
Messenger RNA from Dichomitus squalens LYAD-421 SS1, 1259 nucleotides. RefSeq names its product protein disulfide isomerase. Gene Ontology annotation, biological process: protein folding. Gene Ontology annotation, molecular function: protein disulfide isomerase activity. Gene Ontology annotation, cellular component: endoplasmic reticulum. The coding region runs from base 58 to 1182 and encodes 374 amino acids. The transcript has 8 exons. The record is from RefSeq and is a predicted model, not a curated record. Lineage: Eukaryota; Fungi; Basidiomycota; Agaricomycetes; Polyporales; Polyporaceae.